Messenger RNA from Chaetomium strumarium, 1461 nucleotides. Its product is annotated as HAD-like domain-containing protein. NCBI's taxonomy places the organism in Eukaryota, Fungi, Ascomycota, Sordariomycetes, Sordariales, Chaetomiaceae. Gene Ontology annotation, cellular component: plasma membrane. The transcript is spliced from 4 exons. Gene Ontology annotation, molecular function: phosphoprotein phosphatase activity. The record is from RefSeq and is a predicted model, not a curated record. Bases 1 to 1461 code for a protein of 486 amino acids.
AUGGCAAGGACUCUGGAGGAUAGGCCGCAAGCGGCGGCCGAGAGCUCCAAAGAGAUGGAGAUGCCCACAUCUGAGGACGCAACUUCGAAGAAGGGUCGGGGGCUUCUGUCGGUACCUUCAAGGUCAUCCUCCCAAAAAGUUCAGCCUUCGCCGACAGCAACGGGACUGAGUGGCGCGACGGCCAGCGAUCCGAGAGACAGCAUCGGUGGCCGCUCUAAGGAAUCCAGAGGCAGUGCCGGGACAGGACCGACGGCAACACCGGGCAACUCUGAACCAAAUUCCCCUGCGGUGACGUCCCAGAAGAAGAAGAAGGGCGGUUUCCUCGCUCUCUUUGGGUGCUGUGGUGUUCCCGACAGCGCGAACGGUCUCGACACGGAAGCCCCCGUUCCAACCCACAAAUUGGAAAAGAUCCCGGCACGGCCAGCCACUGCCAGCCGUAGGACGGCGACGCCUUCGGAACAGCCCUCUGGUAGCAGAACCCAUCUCGCCGAGAAGGAAUCUAGUCAGCCCGUCCCUCUAUCGCAAGGGCCGGCGAAGAACGGCAAUCGAGUUUCGGGUUCCAGCACACAAGACCAGUCCACAGUCGGAGGGGAGCGGGACAAUGAGUCGAAACAGACAACGCUUGGUGGCCCAGGGUCAGGCAACUUCGUCCUCUCCGUGGAACCGCCGCACGCCACGAGUGCGGACACAGAGAAGGUGGAAGAGGUCCCUGCGGAAAAAGACACCGAGGGCGACGUGCUGAUGCCGGAUGCCGAGACCGCGCGACAGCAGGAGUAUCAAGUCGGUACAGCAGACGAGGAGGAACAACUUCCAAGGGUCCCUCCUCCACCCCCAGGGCCGGUACCAGCGGUUCCCAACGCCCCAUUAAUUGAGAGUCCUCCGGUCUUCGCCCCUGACCAACCCCAGCGAUUUCUUCUCCCCCCUCAGAGACCCGAGCAUAAGGGCCGGAAAUGCCUCGUCCUUGAUCUGGACGAGACAUUAGUACACAGCUCGUUCAAGAUCCUUCAUCAAGCUGAUUUCACAAUACCUGUGGAAAUCGAGGGCAACUACCAUAAUGUCUAUGUAAUCAAGCGACCAGGUGUUGACCAGUUCAUGAAGAGAGUUGGUGAGCUUUACGAAGUUGUCGUCUUUACGGCUUCGGUGUCUAAGUACGGCGACCCGCUUCUUGAUCAGCUGGAUAUCCACAAGGUUGUUCACCACCGACUGUUCCGGGAGAGCUGCUACAACCAUCAGGGUAACUACGUGAAGGACCUGUCGCAGGUGGGCCGGGAUCUGAAGGACACGAUUAUCAUCGACAAUUCGCCGACCUCGUACAUCUUCCACCCCCAACACGCCGUGCCCAUCAGCAGUUGGUUCUCGGAUGCUCACGACAAUGAGCUUCUGGAUCUCAUUCCUGUUCUCGAAGACCUGGCUGGCCCCAACGUACGCGAUGUUAGCCUGGUCCUCGACGUCACUCUCUAA